AUGCCGCCAAAGUUCGAUCCCUCUGAAAUUAAGAUUGUUUAUCUUCGAUGUGUUGGGGGAGAAGUGGGUGCCACCUCUGCACUUGCCCCUAAAGUCGGACCACUUGGUUUGUCACCGAAGAAAGUUGGUGACGACAUUGCCAAGGCCACACAGGACUGGAAAGGCUUAAAAGUCACUUGCAAGCUCACUAUCCAGAAUCGUGUUGCCAAAAUCGACGUCGUCCCAUCAGCAGCGUCUCUACUCGUGAAGGAACUCAAGGAACCUCCUCGCGACCGCAAGAAGGUCAAGAACGUGAAGCACAAUGGUGACUUGACGCUGGACUCCAUCAUCAAGAUUGCCCGGAUCAUGAGGCCUCGUUCCAUGGCUCGAAAGCUAGAAGGAACCGUCAAGGAGAUCUUAGGGACUGCUCAAUCUGUCGGUUGCACAAUUGAUGGCCAGCACCCGCACGAUAUUAUAGAGCAGAUCGCGAGCGGUGAAAUCGAGAUACCCGCCGAGUGA
Messenger RNA from Haemonchus placei, 498 nucleotides. Lineage: Eukaryota; Metazoa; Nematoda; Chromadorea; Rhabditida; Trichostrongylidae. The record is from the annotation of a GenBank genome assembly.